Molecule: messenger RNA, 5937 nt
Organism: Mugil cephalus (flathead mullet)
Lineage: Eukaryota; Metazoa; Chordata; Actinopteri; Mugiliformes; Mugilidae
Exons: 3
Coding region: 2219-5656 (1145 amino acids)
Molecular function (GO): protein binding; GTP binding
Source: RefSeq, a predicted model, not a curated record
UUUAUCAUCAUGUCUGUAUUUUAAUGAUUACAUCUAGUCAUGGUCACGUCCUCAUGCUGUUGACAUCAUGUCUGUCUCUGAGACACUUGUGAUCCAGCUCCAUUAGUCUGUUCUACAUCAUCUCUUCAUCAGUGUUUCAGGAUGUAUCACAACUGUUAACCGUUGUUACCUCUCUCAGAACGCUUUAACUUCCUGCUUCCUGUCAGACUUUUUUCUGUUCACACUACACUGAUCAUAGAUCUGUAUGAAAAGCUCCACUUAACAACAUUGGCACUGUGUGUUUGGAUGCUGCUAUCAAAGCAGUGUAACAUUUGUGUUUGCUACAUAAGUGUGUGUGUGUUAUUUCAUAGCCUUAUCUUCAGACAGGAUGAAAAACUAAAAGGGACUCAUUGUUUGAUUCCAAACCCAUUGUUCUUUUUACUUUCUACACCCAUGGUAGUGAACAGUGGUGACCCUCCAGCCCCAGGCCCCUUCCUCACAUAAGGCCAGCUGCUCCAGCAUAGCACAUUAGUCAUUCACCAACAGAAAGUACAACAGACGGUGUUUUAUGUAGAGAUGUUUGGUCAUGAACACAGUUAUAAAACUUUAACUGUUGAAUGAUCAGUUAGUAUAAUUCAUUAUGGAUAAAACAUGAGACUGUAGAUAUGAACUCAUCACAUGAGGGUGAAGGAUGUUGUAAAUCAGCAUCAACUUAGACCAACAUGUGUGUUUCAACAUUUCAGUCUUUAUCAGCUCAGAGAACUCUGCCUCAUAACAUUAAGGAUGUAACGAGGUCUCAUGUCACGAGGUCUCGCAAGAUUUAACUCGACGGUAAUUGCCGUCGCAUUAAAAAUCAGUCUCGCGAGAUUUGUGAGCCAGCAAGCGGACAGAGUGAUGUCGGAAAAUAUCGGUAUUACCAUUGAAAAUGCCCACGCCACUUUCAAAUCAUUUGUUGGGCAGCAUUUCGGGUACCCGGCGGAAAUGAUAAAUGGCGGUAGAGUGACUGAUAAGACACGGACAAUAUGCAAGCAUUGUAUGAAAAUAAUGCCGUACACCGCGACUAAUACGAGCACGAUGCAGAGACAUACACAGCACCACCACAGCUCGGUACUCAAAUCAACACCUGCACCUGUGAAGAAAACACUAACAAGCCAGACAACGCUGACAAACGCAUUCGGAUCUCAACUUCCACAGUCAAGCGCCAGAGCCACAGCCAUAAAAACAGACAUAGGUGUUGUCAUCGCAGCAGAUAUGAGGCCAUUUUCUGUGGUAGACAAUCAAGGAUUUCGGCGGCGACUCCACACACUGGAACCGAAGUACACCAUCCCAUCACGCACAGUGAUCCUGAACCUCUAUGAAGAGCCCAAGAGCAAGAUCGAUUGAACAGAUCCUGAAAGACGCAGAAAGCAUCGCCAUAACAACCGACGGUUGGACAUCGAGAGGUACGCAAAUUACACAAUUACAAAAUUUCACAAUUACAGCCCACACAAUCAACAAUGACUGGAAAAUGUAAAGUGUUGUACUACAGACUCACCCACUUUUUGAGUCCCACACAAACACAGCUGAAGUUUUACAGACAGCUGUUACUGACUGGGAGCUUAAAAAACCCAACCACGGCAUCGCUAUUGUAACUGACAGUGCAUGUAAUAUGGACGUGGCCGUGCACGAGGUGGGAUUGAAGCCACACGAAGUGUUUUGCGCACACUAUAAAUCUGGCAACCCAAGCUGGCCUCGGUGUUCCCUGCGUCGCUCGUUUGCUCGGGUGGGGGAAACGUGUGGCCGCUUUGUUUUUUUUCAUCGGAGUUCAACGGCUACCGCAGGGUUAUUCUCCAAGCAGAAACAGCUACAACUGCCAUCACACAAGUUAAUCAUGGACGUUACGACACGAUGGAACAGCACGUUGGAUAUAAGCUGUCAUGACAGCAGCUCUCACCAGCCCAGUUAAGACAAAACGCCCGAAGCAUCGAUAAACUUGACAGCUGCGAUUUCAGAGAUGCUGAAGACCUUGUGAAGCUGUUGCUUCACUGAAGAGCAUGAUUGAACAGAGUGUGACACCAAAUGAUGGAGAUUCCACCACAGUGGCCAACACAAAAACUGCAAUCCGGACCAUGACCAGUGUGAGGCCGUCUUCCUGAGGGUACAGAACACGGCAGAACAGUUGCUGCAUAAACAGACAAAUGGAUGUUGAAUACGAGUAGAGUCACAGACCUGAUAUCAUCUGCAUUCACCAGACCAACAGAUGGACCCUGAAGCCAACAGAACGAUGGAGAUGGUGGCGCUGGGCCGACCAUUCGGCCUCGGGAUGCUGUAUGACUGCCGCGGAGACUCACUCAUCCCUGGAAUGACUCUGUGGGACCAGAAUGACCUGGAGAAAGACACAAGGGAAAGACCCAGCCCUAACAGUGACUUUGAGAUAGUUGCAUCUGAGUCUAUUGAGGGUAAAUUAUCAGCACUAAAUGUUAAAGCGUCUCUGAAAGCAAGUUUCUGUAGUGGUUUGGUAGAAGUUGGAGGAUCAGCCAAAUACCUGAAUGAUCAGAAGACCUCUAAAAAACAGGCCAGAGUGACACUGAAGUACAAAACUACCACAAAGUUCCAGGAACUGUCAAUGAAUCAUCUUGGAAGAGGAAAUGUGAAACACCCAUACGUUUUUGAACAAGGUUUAGCAACUCAUAUAGUCACAGGUAUUCUUUAUGGGGCACAAGCCUUCUUUGUGUUUGACCGUGAAGUUUCUGAAAAUGAAAAUCAUCAAGAUAUUCAGGGCAGCUUGAAAGUGAUGAUCAAGAAGAUACCCACCAUUUCUAUAGAGGGUGAAGGUUCCCUGAAAAUGGAAGAUAAGGACAAAGUGAAUGUUGAGAAAUUCUCAUGCAAAUUUCUUGGAGACUUUUCUCUAACAAAAAAUCCAGUGUCCUAUUUGGAUGCUGUUGAGGUCUACCAAAGCCUGCCAAAACUACUGGGAGCCAAAGGAGAAAAUGCCGUACCAAUGAAGGUCUGGCUGUUACCACUGACAGCUUUAGAUUCUACUGCAGCUAAACUGGUCCGUCAGAUAAGUAUCAGAUUAGUUCAACAAGUACAGAAACUCCUGGAGGACUUCAUGGAGCUGGAAAUCAGGUGCAAUGAUGCACUGAGCACCACCACUGCACAGCAGUUCCCACAAGUCUGUAAAAACAUUAAAAGGUUCAAAGAAAUGUGCUGUGAGUUCAAGCUGGAAUUCCAACAAACUUUGGCAAAGAAGCUUCCAUCGAUCCGAGGAGGAGGAGAAGAGGAGUCUGAGCUGGCAGACGUGCUGAAGAAGAAACUUGCUUCACCUUUCAACAUUGAAGCCCUGAAUGAAUGGAUGGACUGUAAAGAAAGAAAAAUCAGCAUCUUAAAAUCUUUCACCAACAAGAUGAAAAACACCAAGAUCGUUCCUUCUAAUAAUGUUCUACAGGAGGAACUUCUUAGUGCAGAACAUGCUGUGUGUUUUGUCUUCACCUGCCUUCAGGGAAGUCCUGAACCGUACCUCUCAGCUUUAUCAAACUACUUAAAUGGAUCAAACCAACCACACAUUAAUGAUAUAGAGAAGGAACAAUGGUUCCAUUCAAAGGAAGUAGCAGAUGAAAUGCGGACGAAGGUAAAACUCUUCAGUGAUUUUGCAGAGGCCAACAAGGAGAAUGAGAAUGUGAAGUUCCUGACAGUGGGUUUAACCAAUGAGGGACAGAAAGGUUCAAGCAUCUACCUUUAUGGAGAAGGCUUUACUGUCACUGAGAACUUUGAGCCACCUUCAAAGCCUGAAACUGUGACAGCAGGAGACAUCAACCACAACAGUGUGACCCUGAAGAUUUCUCCUCCCAGACAUGGAGCCGAGAACAUCACGUCCUACUCUGUUGAGUUCUGUGUCCGUGGAGAAGAUGAAUGGAAACAGGAGAGUCAAUCAAUAGCUGAAGAAGUCACAGUGAGGGAUCUUAAGCCAAACACAGAGUAUGUGUUCAGGUGUAGAGCAGUGACCUCAGCAGGUGUUGGACCAGUCAGUGCAGUCAGUGAUUUCAUUACAACGUUACCUUACAUCAGGGAUUGUGGUGUAGUUGUUGAUGCUGUUAAAGUAAAAAGCAUUCUGUUGAAAUCUGAGAAAGGGCCUCUCUCUGUUUAUAAGAUUCCCCUGAAACAACAACGAACCAGUGUAGAUGGUUGCAGAUGGUUCAGUUUUGGGAAAGACGUCACAAAACACAGUCGUACCAUAAUGGUUGUUGGAGCAACUGGUGCUGGAAAGUCAACUCUGAUCAAUGGGAUGAUCAACUACAUUCUAGGUGUUAAAUGGGAGGACUCGUUUAGGUUUAAGUUAGUUGUUGAGGAUCAGUCACUAUCUCAGGUUCACAGUCAGACCUCAGAAGUCACUGUGUACAAAAUAAACCACGAGGAGGGGUUUAAAAUCCCCUACUCUCUGACCAUUGUGGACACUCCAGGUUUUGGAGACACCAGAGGAAUAACAAGAGACAGAGAGAUCACAGAGCAGAUACGUAAUCUAUUCUCUUCUGGACAUGGUGUCACUGAAAUUGAUGCAGUGUGUGUUGUAGCUCAGGCUUCUUUAGCACGACUCACACCAACACAGAAAUAUAUCUUUGACUCAGUGCUCUCAAUCUUUGGCAAAGAUGUGGCAGAAAACAUCAGAGUUCUGGUCACAUUUGCAGACGGUCAACAGCCUCCAGUUCUAGAGGCGAUCAAUGCUGCAGGUGUCCCAUGUCCUAAAACUAAGAACAAGCUGCCAGUUCACUUCAAAUUCAAUAAUUCAGCCUUGUUUGCAGACAACAAAUCUGCUGUGAGUGGAGAUGAUGAUGAUGAUGAUGAUGAUGAUGAUGAUGGAGGAUUUGAUCAGAUGUUUUGGGACAUGGGGACAAAAAGCAUGAAGAAGUUUUUUGGUGCUUUGAAUCAAGUAGAAACUAAAACUUUGACACUGACAAAGGAGGUCCUCAGAGAAAGACAACAGCUCGAGAUUUCAGUCGAAAAUCUCCAGGUGAAGGUUAAAGUUGGUUUAGCCAAGAUGGAGGAAAUGAAAGAGACAAAAGAAAAACUGAAAGAGUUUGAGGCAGAGAUCAACAGAAAUGAGAACUUUGAGUUUGAAGUGACUGUCAUGAAGCCUUUUAAACACGACAUUUCUGGUUCUGGAAGCUUCAUCACCAACUGUCAGACAUGUCAUGUCACCUGUCACUACCCUUGUGGUAUACCAGAUGAUAGAGAUAAAGCAGGCUGUGUAGCAAUGGGAUCAGAUGGAUACUGUAAACAGUGUCCAGGCAAAUGUUACUGGAAUGUACAUUUUAAUCAGAAGUACAAAUGGGAGUAUAAAGAAGUUAAAGAAAAACAAACUGUGAAAGAGCUGAAGGAAAGAUAUCUUAAAGCCAAAGGCGGUAAGAUGUCUGUUCAGGCAUUGAUUGAUAAACUGAAGGAUGAAUAUGAUCGUAUCCAGGAUGAGGUGGUGAAUCUGAUAAAGGAAUCUGGUAGAUGUCUAAACAGACUGAAAGAGAUAGCACUGAAACCAAAACCUCUGUCCACUUCAGAGUACAUUGACAUGUUGAUUGAAGGAGAGAAAGCUGAGGCCAAACCAGGCUGGAAGAAACGAGUUGAGUCUCUGAUGAAGAUGAAACAAAAAGCAGAGUUCAUGGCUAAAGUAGAGAAAAGAGAGAAUCCUCUCAGUUCUCAGUUUUAAUUAAGGUCAACAGAACAAACAUGACACUGAGACUAAAACCAACAGAGACCAAGACAAGGACGAUAACUGCAGUGACAUUAAAGACCAAGACAAGAGAUUGAUAGAAACCAAGAGGAAAAGACCAACAGAGACCAAGACAAGGAACAGACUGAUUCAGAGACUGAGCUCAGUUCUGAUUUAGUUCAAGAUGUGACUGGAGUUUUAUUCAAGUAGUCGAGUACAUGAUGUCCUGUGGCUUUAAAAACACAAGAAAAGAUGUGAAUCACAAUUGUGAAACCCCC